AAUGAAAGUGAAAAUCCAGUGGUGUUUUAAAGAAGGGAGAAGCCGGUCGGGUGCCUUUUUCUUUGGGAUCCAAGGGGCUUCUGCAUCUCCUGUGCAGGGCUCUGCCAAAGGAGCUGAAUGAACCGGGAGCUGGAAAGGCUGCUCAGGCAGGGAAAGGAAGAGGCACCAAGGCUUCCUUAGCUCCAGACCACUUUUGAGGGAGACAACUGAGGGAGGAGCCUGGUGAGGCUGCCAUGGGAUCCUGGAGGAUGUAAGAGAGCAUCCAACGCUGCUGGUGAUGAAGACCCACGGCAGGCUGAUGGAUUUAGCCCACUUCAUGCAGUUGUGUUUCCUGCUUCUAACCAUUGCAUCUUCCUGUCCAAGUAUUGCCGUGGCCAGUGAUGACCCUGCAAAGGGGACACAAGACUCUUCCUUUGGCAAAACAAACGUGGCAGUCUAUCACUGUGAGAGCAAUGUAUGCGAAUCGAGCAAUGACAAAGACUGUGCAAAAAUCGGUGAAACACAAAAUGAGAGAUUUUCAAAUGAAGUAAUUCAGUUGGUGACCAGUGACACACACAUCACCAUGUGCUUUCAUCAAGGAAAUAAAAUUCCUGAAGGAAUUUAUGCAGUCUUCUGGGAGAAAGACAUGGGAGCAGGACACUCAUGUGGCAUCCUGAAUUACAAAGCUUUCUUGGAAAAUGGGUGGAGUAACAUCAUUACAGAGCAGGUUAGAAUUUGCUGUGAAACAAGCACAAACCUCUCAGUGCCCAACCAUACCUUGAGGUGCUACACUGAAGUGUUGGAUGAGGAGCCCAGAAAAUCAACAGCCAACAUUGCUGGUGAGGGAAAUCAAGAUAAUCCUCAGUAUUUGGCCAGUGAAAAGAGCAACGUUGGCAUCAUCACUACAAUAACGAUCCUUGUGCUUUGUGCAGCAGCAGCUCUGGCAGUAUCUUGUGUGCUACAGAAAAGAAACGGACCUGUCAUAGUGCUUCGUCAGACUUCAUGUGAAUGGAGUGAAAUAGCUGUCUUGAGAAGAUGAUUCAUCUCACCUUAAAAAGGUUUUAAGAUGAAACAGCUGUUAGAAAACUCAGGAGUGGCUUCUGACAGUUACAGCCUCACACCUCUUUGAAAAACAUCCCCAAAUGAGAACAGCAGGCUUGGUGCUAGCAGCACACUCCUCAGUGGCGUCAUAAAGCAUCCAGCUCAAGAAGCUCAUUUUGUGAGAGACCUCAUGGCAGUUUCCAUUAAUGUUCUGUCACCAAACCCAUAUGUUCAGCAAGUACCCUUCAGCCACAGUUGUCCAGCUCCAGGCUUUCAGGAGCAACACAAGAAGCUCCCUGGAUCCCCCAUCCUGUCCUGGUGCUUUGCUGAGGACAGCAGGCGUUGCAAGAUGUGUGCCUGGCUCAGCAGCACAGGUUUAAACCAGCUGAAUUCUCUCAAUGGUUUUCAUGACUGGAACAAUCAGUCCAUGUGAAAUUCUGCAGAGAGCUGUAUCUGUGCUCGGGCAGGGUGUGCUGAACCUUGAGGCGGAUGCUCACUGCGUGCCUUCAUUUCCUAAUGUGAUAGCACACCCAUAGGUCUUUAUGGUUUUUAACUCCCAGGUGAUCUCUAGAUCAAAACCUGAACCUCUUACAGUCCCUACAUCUGAAGACAGGUUUGGGUAUGCUGUGUGCAGGCACUAUGUGAUGAAUGCUGCACUUCAGGGAUCCCCAUUUUGUAGUUGAAAUGAUUUAUCAUUCACACUUGAUUCAGUUAAAUCUCCAGAAGUUUAUUACACCUAACCUAGCUUCAGGCUUGUCCUGGGUUCAGCCGUAGCAGUCAUUUUUCUCCUUCCUAGUAGCCAGUGCAGUGCUGUGUUUUAGACUUUACCCUGAGAACAGCACUGAUGACACUCCAAUGUUUUAUUGUUGCUCAGUUGUGCUUACCCUGAUCAAGGACUUUUCAGUCUCAUGCUCUGCCAGUCAGAAGGGGCACAGGAAGCUGGGAGGAAGCAGAGCCAAGAGCCAGGACACCUGACCCAAAGUAGCCAAAGGGGUAUUCCAUACCACAGCACGGCAUGGCCAGUAUAGAAACUGGGGGGAGUCACCUGGAAGACCCAGAUCACUGCUCAGGUAGGGCUGGGUAUCAGUCAGCGGAUGGUGAGCAAUUGCUUUCUCCUCCUUGUUAUUUCCCUUAUCAUUAUUAUUGGUGGUGGUAGCACUAGUGGGUUUGUGUUACAUCUUAGUUACUGGACUGUUCUUAACCCGUGGGGUUUACAUUCUUUCCAUUCUCCUCCUCAUGCCACCCAGAACUGAGGGAAG
Messenger RNA from Neopsephotus bourkii (Bourke's parrot), 2279 nucleotides. RefSeq lists its product as uncharacterized. The coding region runs from base 278 to 1018 and encodes 246 amino acids. The record is from RefSeq and is a predicted model, not a curated record. NCBI's taxonomy places the organism in Eukaryota, Metazoa, Chordata, Aves, Psittaciformes, Psittacidae. The transcript has 8 exons.